UAAUGUUUGAAAUCAGCACAAUCCGUAGCAAAACUGUAACAGUAUAUAAUAGCACUGAUAACAAAAUGCGUGCAGGAAUAACAACUUCCAGAAGCAAAAACCAUGGUGACACGUAUUCUAAAUGGAGUAUCUGGUUGUACAUUUUCCUUUCAACGGGACUGGUGAUAAUGGUUUUGUCAGUAUCAAAAUUGAGGGCAAAGUUAACACACUGCCUCAAUCCUUCAUUACAUGCAAGAAACUUAAGGGUUAAUAUGCCAAUUAAUCGCACAGAAGUUAACAGGGUAUCUACUGGAAUACAUGCAUCACAGGAAAAUAUAAAUGUUGAGGAAGAUGAUGAUAUGUAUUGUGUAAUUCGUGAAUCUCAGAUGGUAAGGGAAAUACAACCAGUUCGCCAGAUGAACAUCAUAAACAACAUGAAAGCAAGAAAUCCUAGACGAGAUAGCCUUGCAUACAGCAAUGUUUAUCAUCAUCUUGAUUUUUCUUCCUCAGUUCCAAAUUUGGAUAUUUGUUUUGACAAUGAAUAUUCUCACGCAGAUUACAGUAAAAGUUUGACAAAUUUAGAUCGAAGUGAAAGUGCACGUUUGAGCACUAUUGAUGACAAGCUUGAGUUGCAAGAACCAGAAACCGAAAACAAUAUGUAUGGACAAGUUUGGAUUGAUACCCUGGGAUAUAUGACAUCUCGGACCAAUACGAAGGCAACCCGGACGGGUUUUAAAAACAACUCAGACCACUUAUGAAGGCAACAUAGACAAGUUUGAAGGACUACUCUGACCACUUUUUUAUAUUUGAUGUUGUAUUUAUAAAUGAAUCUGUUCAUGCGACUGUUUUCUAAUAAAUGUAAUAAAGUUGAUUAAGCAA
Molecule: messenger RNA, 858 nt
Organism: Mytilus californianus (California mussel)
Lineage: Eukaryota; Metazoa; Mollusca; Bivalvia; Mytilida; Mytilidae
Exons: 5
Coding region: 3-737 (244 amino acids)
Source: RefSeq, a predicted model, not a curated record